AUGUCCUCAUCUAUACGUCCAAAAACUAGCAGUUCAUACGCUGAAGCAUCCAAGUCCCCAUCCUUCACCACCAAAACCCUUGUUCUUCAGAUCUGGACCUUCAACAAAGUCAAGGACGUUGCACUCGAACUUCAAAACAACAAGGAUGAUUGGCUCAAGGUGAUCAGAGAGUCAAUGGUAUCCGCUGGCAAGGAAUGUCUUCUGGAUCACGCCGAUGACCUCGAAGUUUUCAUCCGCCAGCUUGAGGACAUCUUUACUAACCUCUGGAACCUCGCUGCGCCCACUGGUCCAUUCAGCUUUAGCUUUAGCUUUGAGCUGCCAAAAGAUAUCAUAGAGCAAAUGGCCAAGUUUCCCAGUUCUGCUUUCCAUUGGUUGAGAUAUAUUCGGCAUAUUUGGCGCCCCUUGAUUCAUACCGAUGAGCUUUUUGCCGUUUUCAACGCCAUCAACGCCGUUGGAGGGUUCGUGGUGGAUAUAAACACUAAGCUUGCCAAAGUUGACGAGGUAAGUAGUGCUGGGUUUAUAUAAUCUAUUGGGCUUGACAUGACUGACUCUGUGAAUCAUCAACAGAAAGAAUAAGCCAGUCACUCUCCGUGCCCUGCUCCUUUUUCGGCUCGCCAUCUUAGCGAAAUCAUACGUCUAACGAUCAGGAAGAUGCGCAAACUCCACACCAAGCAUCGUCCAAUCUAUCAAAAGUGCCUUUUCUCGGAGUCAACGUAUGA
Hymenoscyphus albidus is the source of this 719-nucleotide messenger RNA. The record is from the annotation of a GenBank genome assembly. NCBI's taxonomy places the organism in Eukaryota, Fungi, Ascomycota, Leotiomycetes, Helotiales, Helotiaceae.